This is a messenger RNA of Triticum turgidum subsp. durum (durum wheat), 1050 nucleotides long. NCBI's taxonomy places the organism in Eukaryota, Viridiplantae, Streptophyta, Magnoliopsida, Poales, Poaceae. The record is from the annotation of a GenBank genome assembly.
AUGCCGGUCGCCGUGGCUGCCUCCGGCGACACAAACGUCGUGGAGGACCUCUACGGCAUCCUCCGUGUACUCAGCGACGGCACCGUUGUCCGGUCACCGGACCCGCCGGAGUUUUGCCCCGUCACCUUCCCCUGCGACCACCCUUCCGUGCAGUGGAAGGAGGCCGUCUACGAUAAGGGCAAGAACCUCCGCGUCCGCAUGUACAAGCCGUCGGGCGGCGGUGAGCAGGCCGGCCGGAAGCUGCCGGUGCUCGUCCACUUCCAUGGCGGGGGCUUCUGUCUCGGCUCGUGCACGUGGGGAAACUUCCACAGCUUCUGCCUCCGCCUCGCCGCGGAGGCCGGCGCCGUCGUGCUCUCCGCCGGGUACCGCCUCGCUCCGGAGCACCGCCUCCCCGCGGCCCUCGACGAUGCGGCAGGCUUCUUAGAAUGGCUCUGCGAGCAAUCCGUGAGCACCGAGGCCGAGGACGGGUGGCUCACGGAGGCGGCCGACUUUGGCCGCGUGUUCGUCACCGGCGACUCGGCGGGCGGGACCUUAGCGCACCACCUCGCCGUUAGCGCCGGGUCGGCCACGCCCAAACACGGCGAUGACGUCGACUCGAUCACGAUCAAAGGCUACAUCCUGCUCAUGCCGUUCUUCGGCGGUGUGGACCGGACGCGGUCGGAGGCGGUGGAGUUCCCGUUGGCGGAAGAGCCGUUCCUCAACCUGGCCGUGCUGGACCGAUUCUGGCGGCUCUCGCUGCCGGAGGGCGCCAGCAGGGACCACCCGAUCGCCAACCCGUUCGGGGCGGACAGCCCUGGGCUGGGCUCGGUGAAGUUCCCGCCGGUCCUCGUCGUUUCCAGCGGCACCGACUUGCUGCACGACCGCACCGUUGACUACGCGGAGCGGCUGGCCGGGAUGGGGAAGCCGGUGAAGGUCGUGGAUUUCCCCAACGACCCACACGGGUUCUUCACGCAGGACCCGUGGUCCGAGACCACCGGCGAGCUGAUCCGGCUCGUCAGCGUGUUCGUUGUCGACAGCUGCGUCGCCGUCGCGGCGCCAAAGACGGCUUGA